Molecule: messenger RNA, 33022 nt
Organism: Podarcis lilfordi (Lilford's wall lizard)
Lineage: Eukaryota; Metazoa; Chordata; Lepidosauria; Squamata; Lacertidae
Source: the annotation of a GenBank genome assembly
AUGGCACAGGUAGCCGCGGAGAGGAGGGGCAGGCAAGGGGGGGGGGCGACAAAACUAAGCCUGGGCGUUGCGAGUGUAUCUGUAUCCCUCUAAUUUUUUUGGUUUUUGUUUCCAGCCUCUCCCUAUUUUGUGGGAUAUGGAAGUGUGGCCGAGUGAGAAAGAGAAAGGCGCCGGGGGGGGGAUAAGGGUGGGGGCUUAUAGGGAGGAGGAGGGAGAGCGCUGCCCUCCCCCCCCGUCUUUUCUGUGAGGCAGGGAGGAAGGAGCGCCGUGUGCCCUUUUUCAGAAGCCCGAAAAGCCAAAGCGUGCCUUUAUAAGGGCGUGUUCGCCGGGCGGGAACGAGGGGGAGAGAAUAACCGAAGGUGCUGCGGGGGGGAACUGCACUUGCGUCGGAGGAUAUUAUUAUUAUUAUCAUUUAUUAUAUAUGUCCUCCCCUCCCUAAAUGACUUUUUAAUUGCAAGUUCCAGGCAGGCAGAGAUGUUGCAGCCAGCAGCACAACAAAAGAAUCUUGUGGCACCAUACAAGGUUAACGGAUUUGUUGGCCACGUCGGAUGACGUGGGCUUUAGUUCACUAAACCUUUGCCACAAUUGUUGUGUUAGCCUUAAAGGGUGCCACGAGCCUCGUUCCCUGUGGGUGGGUGUGGUGGUGGUGUUGGAUGGGCUGUUUUGGUUGGACGUCGGUGGUUUUAGAGCAGGGAUGGUGAAGUUGUGGCUCUCCAGAUGUUGUUGGGCUGCAACUCCCAUCAUCCCUCGCCACUGGCUAUUCUGGUUGGGGCUGAUGGGAGUUGGAGUGCCAACAUCUGGAAAGGCUCAGGAGAUUUAUGCCCCUUGCUUUCUCUCUCCCACCUCCCCCAAUAGUGUCUGUAAGUUGAUGGUGUUAAUCAUGCCCCAGCUGAAGGAGAAUGCCAACAUAAGAGACAGGAAAUGCCUGUCAUGCCAUUUCCUGAUAGACUUUACAAAGCUUAAAAGUAAACAGUGUCUACCAAAUUUGCAAGUACAUUUUGUGAACUGCAUUGGAACUGGGCCAUAUUCCUAUGUAUACCUGGGAGUCUGCUCCAUUAAGCGCAGCUGAACUUUUUCUGAUUGAGCAUGCUUCGAAAGGGACUCCAUGUUUGCAUAGCCUUAGGACUGUAGUGUAGCAUCCUGAAGCCACUCCCAUUACUUUUCACAGAGUUUGCGUUCAAGUAAAAGUUGCAAAUAUUGUAGCCUAGAUAUGUGCAUGCUUACCUCAAGGUUUAAUGACUUAAGUGUGGCUUUUUUGGCACGCAGCUCAAGCCUCAUGGUGGCUAUGUGUGUUGCUGUUUCCUGGAGAAGUGAUACUGGAUUUCACUCUCAUAAUAUAUUUUGUGGUAACAGUUUUGGGACUGUUCUUACUUGCAUGCGUGAUUUUCAGUCCAAUACAGUGAAUUGCAGUUUGCAUCAGUUAUGUCCAUGUGUGCAUGUUAACGUGCCCUUAUAGGGACUUUCUCCUCUUUCUGUCAACCAUGCCUGAGUCCCGUUUUAUGUUAUGUUUUCACUGCUAAUAAAUCCCUAUCUGGUUUCUGUUAAUUCUGACACCUUAAAUUAUCUCAGAAAGAGGUUAACUUCUCACACACCUGCAAAGUAGGCCUAGGUUGGAGGGUUCUUCUUUUCAACUGCUUCUGGAAAUUGACACUGUCACUUGAAGUGCAGUCCUAAGCCCUGAUCCACCUUGCUGGAGAAUGUUAUAGAGGAUGUAGCACUGCAGAGAUCUCCACUACACCUGCCAAAACAAUGGGCAAUGGAAAUCCUCCACUCCCUGUACGUUAGCCAGAGGCAGAAUAGGCCAUUCAAGGACCUCCUGGUUCAUAAACUACUAGAGAAACUGCAGCAAAGUUCAUUGCUACCACCACCACCCCUUAGCUUUAGCUGCAAGGCUUUGGAUACAGUAGCUCUGUUCACCCCUGCUACUCCCAGGUGGGAGUUAAGUUUGCAGUUGUUUUCUAUUGUUCAAUGAAUUGUUAUUUAAAUCCUAGACAUGUUUACUUUGGAGGAACAUUACAGAGCCUGGACUUACUUUUGGAUAACCCUUUAUUUAUUCUGAAUACUUAUAGCACACCUUUGGCCUCUUGAGUUCAAAGUCAGCUAUUUUUUUAUUUUUAUUUUUAAAUAGCAAUCACAAUAGCAAAAAACUAGGCAGUUAAAAGAGCAGCAAUUGAUGGUUUCAACAGACUAUAGUUUGCCAGCAACCCAGGAUUGUAACCUAGGGUAUGAUCCCCUUUUGCAAGCAAGGUACAAUUUGCACAAACCAGCAUGCCAGGCUUGGAUAGAACAGCAAACUAUGUUUUCCUUCUUAAAUAGAAUUGGAAUCUUUGAAGUGCUGUGCACAAGCCUAUGGCUUGUCUGUUUGUUCUCAUAACCAUGGUUUAGUGGUGCAUCUGCCCCCUGUGCUUCUGAGAAAAAAAUUGUUGUAUUCAUUGUUUUAUAAACUAUUGUCACCAUUAGUAGUGAAAACUGGUAUGUGAAUAUUGGAAAUAAAUAAUACUUCCUUAUUUUUAUUUUUCUGGGUACUGCUACCCUAUUUGUGCUCCUGAAAUCAAGCAGUAUAUUAUGUAAGUAGCGCAGGGCAUAGAUUUUUGUGUGUGCCUUAAAUAUUUAUUUGGUUUUAUAGACAAGAACCAAUUCCAUGCAUAGAAUAUAAAAGUCAAAGCCCUAUGAGAUCAUUUUAUUAUUUUAGAUGUGAUGCUGGCAAUGAGGUGAAAUGAGCAAGGGCAGUUAUUGUGUAUUCAGAACAUGUGUGGAUUGUUCUAAGGGAAAAGGCACAUUGACUCUUAUCCCCUUGAAUUUAACAUGUGAUUUAUUUAUUUUUAGUUAACUAUUGAAAAACUCACACACUGUUUAAUCUUAUUAACUAUGUUGUGUUUAACCCAGUUCUGUGCACUAUAGAUUGUAUUACGGUUUGAGGUUUAUUUGUCCUUGUCACCUACGCUUUGAAGAGUUUCUCACUGCCCAAGUUGAAAGAUGGCAGUGGGUACGUAUAGUAUGGUACAUCUCUUCCAACACCGGCCAAGAAGGCUUCCAAACAUGUAUAAAUGGAAGACAUUUCAGGUUUAAUAAUAAUAAUAGGAAUUUUUCAAGGACUCUACAGUCGUACCUUGGUUCUCAAAUGCCUUGAAACUCCAAUGUUUUGGCUCCCAAAUGCCGCAAACCCAGAAGUGAGUCUACCGGUUUGCAAACAUAUUUUGGAAGCCGAACGUCCGACACAGCUUCCGAUUGAGUGCAGGAAGCUCCUGCAGCCAAUUGGAAGCCACGCCUUGGUUUUCGAAUGUUUUCGGAAGUCAAACGGACUUCCAGAAUGGAUUCCUUUCGAGAACCAAGGUACGACUGUAUUGGGAUGUGGCAUUACCCAGUUUUAAAGAUGAAUUUACACAGCUCCUAACAUUGUUGACAAAACUCAGAUUAAGAAUGUUACUCGUAACUAUAAAAAUACCAAAACAUUUCUUGGUAUAAGUAAUAUUGUAUGUAUCUGGGCAUUACGCUGCUCUAUUAAGUACUCAUCUGUUAGUGAUUGUUUGGAAUUAUGAUAGUUUAAAAGUGUGUGCUAAUUGCUAUUUAUAUAGUGCUCUAGAGUGUUUGAAGAACUUCAUAUGUAAUCCUUACAGUAGCCAUGUAAGAAGAGCUGAGGCUGCCUUGUUGAAGUGAGAUUUAAAAUUGGGACUGCAGGUCACACUCUGAUGCUACGUGUUGUAUUGUACUGACAUGCAAAUGGCAAUUUAGUCACGUUGAAUAAUGACAUGGAAGCCGGUGGAAUUGCAUGAAAUGAAGUUUAUGAAAGUAAAAAUUUAGUAUCACACUAGUUCUGAUAAUAUUGGUUGCAACCCAGCAAAGAAAUGUUGCAGCCCUCCCCUCCCAAGAUUUUCCUCUCAUCAGUUGCAGAAUAACGUAAACCAAAAAGUCUUUAUGGCUUUUACAGCUUGCUGCGGAACCUUUCUGUGCAUGUAGUUUGGAUUGUAGCCAAAAUAACUAGGAAGAAGAAUGAAUAGAUUGGCUGUUCUUUAGUAUAAUUUGGCGAGUACAAUCAGAGAUAGCGUCUUACCUGUAACAUUUUUAAAGGCAGUGAGGUAUAGGCUGUAAGCAUCUACCCAACUGAUGACAAAGCAUGACUAAUUAUUGUGUCACCAAAAAAUGUAUCCCAAGGAAAUGAUUAAGCAGCCUUUUCUAGGCAGUAAAUGAUUACGUAUCAAAAGUACUAAAUAGAAGCAGUCAGCAAUAAUGAGAUCUUUAAAAGAUACAUCUGAAAAGGACUUUAACUCACUUCUCCUUCUAUGUUCUCCUUCUAUCUAUGUGAGUUCUCAGACUACCAACAGGCGCAGAAAUAAGAAACGCUUGCUUUUUAAACAAACCACAUUUUCUCAUAAUGUCUGAACUUAGAGCUUUGGUUUGUUUAAACUCUUGUGAAAGCAGUAACAAAAUAAGAUUUCAGAUCCUGAUUUCUUAUUUGCAUUUUGUAUUUGUCUUUCUCUUUUACAGAGAAGAAUGUAAAUCUGUACCAAGCUUUAACACUAAUUAUUUCAAAGCAAGUAUUUUUGUUUAUUGAAAUGCAGAACUUCCAAAACACCCAAAACAUGUGAUUAAGAGCUUCUUCUGGAUUUUUAAAAAUGGCUCAAUACCAACAAUGGGAUUUUUAAAAAACUAAAUUUCAGCCAACCCCUUCAACUCAGCCUUUCUCAGGGUAGUGAUUUUUGGGGGACAGGGGAAUGGAAUUUGCAGGAGUGUUUUACAGAUAGAUGGGUUUUCCCUGUGUCUCCUAUUUUAGCUGUAGUCUCAACAUUGUGGUAGUCACUUUGCCAAUGGUUCUAGGAACCAUAAUUGCUGCUGCAACUUGUGUGGUUUUUAUGUAUGUAUGAUAGCAGGAUGGCUCAAAAUGUGAAUUUCUAGUACUUAUGAACAUAAUAAUCCAAACAAUGGCUUAGCAAAAACAAACUUAAGUUUCUUGAUUUACUGGUUGUAGUUUGGGGGAGACAUACCAAGGUUUCGGGUUCUGAUGCAGUGCAAAGCCAAACCAUGGCUUAGCCCUAGGUAGUACAACAGGACCAGGGGAGGAGUGAAUUCCCUCUUCAUUUGUUAAUCAUGGUUUAUAUAUGUGAAUUGGACCAUUAUUAGAGAUGCUAUACAUGAAGGCUCAUCCUUCAUGGUUGCCUCUUUCUUCACAGGCAGUAAAAAAAUCCACUGAAAUUUCCCAUUAAUAUCCCAUUAAUGAAAUACCAGUCAGUAUGGUAGGUGGUUAUGUGUGUGAGGAGAGAGUGCUAUAUACUGAAGAAGAAGAUUUUGGAUUUGAUAUCCCGCUUUAUCACUACCCGAAGGAGUCUCAAAGCAGCUAACAUUCUCCUUUCCCUUCCUCCCCCACAACAAACACUCUGUGAGGUGAGUGGGGCUGAGAGACUUCAAAGAAGUGUGACUGGCCCAAGGUCACCCAGCAGCUGCAUGUGGAGGAGCGGAGACGCAAACCCGGUUCCCCAGGUUACGAGACUACCGCUCUUAACCACUACACCACACUGGCUCUUAACCACUACACCACACUGCAGAUAUCUUAGGAAGCUACCUUUUUGCGUCAGAUUAUUUAUCCAGUUAAACUGGUAUUGCCUACUCUGAUUUGUAGCAGCUUUCCAGUAUCUUGAGCAGGGAGGUCUGAAAUCUGCUACCUUCUCCUUUUUUCAUUAACGGAUGGUGCCAUUGAUUGAACCUGGACAUUUCUCUGCAAAACAUGUGCACUGGGAUCCAUUGAGAACCGAGCCAACUCUUACCUGUAUAUCCCCACCUAGGGUUCUAUUUCAUGGUAUGACUUUGGGAAUAUAGGAAUCUGAUGCCAAACCAGACCAUCAGCCCACCUAGCACAAUAUUGUCUACACUGGCUGGCAGCAGCUCUUCAGGGUUCCUAACAGGAGUCAUUUGCAGCCUUACCUGUAGAAGCCAGAUAUUGCAUGCAGAGCAUGUGGCCCUUCCUCAGUUUGAUAAUGUGCUGGGAUAUGUAUGCAUGCAUGUAUAUGUAUAUACAGUGGUACCUCGGGUUACAUACGCUUCAGAUUACAGACUCUGCUAACCCAGAAAUAGUACCUCGGGUUAAGAACUUUGCUUCAGGAUGAGAACAGAAAUCGUGCUACGGCGGCACGGUGGCAGCUGGAGGCCCCAUUAGCUAAAGUGGUGCUUCAGAUUAAGAACAGUUUCAGGUUAAGAACAGACCUCCGGAACGAAUUAAGUUCUUAACCCGAGGUACCACUCUAUAUGAGAGUCUGAGAGAGCACAAUAGCACCUUGAUAUUCACUUGAUGGCUACAGUAGAAUGGUCAGGAGUGUUUCUAAUCUAUUUCAUUAGUUGACUUACACACACAGCAGGAAAUACUCCCUUCCUUUGGGUGUGGUGUUAAUGGAGAUAAUACUACCAAUUUUAAAUCUUUUUAAAAUCUAAUUGCCAUUUCCCAUGGUAUUAUUCUGUAUGGGAUUCUCAUGUAAUACGAGAAAAGUUUUUCUUUUCAUUUCAUGAGUUUACAAGAUAGAGUUAAGUAAACAAUACACACUGGAAAUAAAGAUAGAUUAAUUCGGCUGGGGAACACUCACACAGCUGUAUACAUUAUGUUGGAGGGCUUUGCAUGACUUCUUUUAGAGCAUGCUUCUGCCAGUUAUUGGGGGGCGAGAAGCAAUAAAGGGCACUGCUGAGCACCAAAAACACUAUUCUGGAAUUUCUCUGACUCCUGCUGCUUCAUCUUCACACAUUCCUUGAGGACUAGAAACUCUAUUGUAUAUAUCUGUCGACUUGUUCAAUAGAAGCCGAGAUUCUUACCAAUCUUAUGUAUUCUUAUCAUAUAGAAUAUUUUAUUAUCAUUCUAACAUUUUUAUGUGAGCUGCUUUAGGGCCCUUUUUAGAGCUGAAAAGAGGCCUGUAAAAUAACUGUGAUAAUUGUGAUUUACACACAGCCUCCCCAUUUCUAAAUCUCAGAUCUCAUUUUUUUACACAUUUUGAAGCCAUUAAAGCAGGAUGGGGACCUUCUGGCCUUCUCGGUGUUGUUGCACAAUACCUCCCAUAACCCCAGAUCAUUGGCCAUCCUGGCUGUGGCUGAUGGGAGUCGGUGUCCAACAGCAGCUGAAGGGCCACAGGCCCCCCGCAUCCUUGCUUUUGAGUUGGGGAACUGGGGGGGGUCACAAAUUGUCUGAAUUGUUUCUUCUUUUUGUUAUGGGUAGGAGUCUAAAAAUGAGAGGGUGGGAAGCCUCACUUUUGCUGCAUGAUUAGGUGCUCAAUACCUACUUACUAUCUAUAAGAAAUGUACAUAUGAUCUGUUAAAUACUUUAUGGUUGACUGAGAAUACUCGGAACAUCAAAGAUGUUUAAAGCUCUAUCACUGAGCAUUUGUUGGCUUUCUUGGGUGGGAGCAUCUAAAAGUCUGAGUUCUAAAGGAAAUGGUGAACUUCCUUUUACUGAAGAUAGACAGACAUUGGGUUAUGCAUGUACUAGGCAGAAAUUUCCUUUUUACCUCACCUUGAAUAUGUAGUGAACAUGCUGCUUUUAGGAGAGCAGUGCCACAUGGCAAAAAAGUCAAACCAUGUAACAGCUGUCCUGGUUGGUGCUGGUGAAUAGCCUGUCAUUAUAGGGCUUAAAUUGUAUGAUUCUUUUCUGUCUCUUGACUGAUCCUCCUAUUACAUGAAUAAUGAGAUAAGUGUUUCCAGGUUUAAUAUGGAUGAACAAAGAAGCUUAGUUUUCUACUUAUCUUUUUCUCUCUCAGUAAGAUUGUAGUCAUCAUAGGGUGCUGCCUCUUAAUGAUAGUUGGGAUUUUUUAAAGCAAGUCAUGCCUUUAUGACGGCUAAGGUAUGAUGUGGAAAUACUGCUGUGUAAUACAUACAGGCUGUGGUAAGCUGUGUAAGAACUAUUUAUAUUCUAAACAAAAUUGAUUUUGUGUAGCUAAAUAUGGGCUUUUAAGUUACACCCGGCUGAAUAAUCUCUUCUUGAAGGAGUUGUGGGUGGGAAGCAUCUAUGGUGCUGAGUUUGAUCAAAGAAUGAGGCAAUAACUUUGCUUCCACUAGAAACUUCAAUAAGAAAUGUCUGGUGAAUUGUUGUACAGGUAACAAUGGUUCUUCACAGGGGUUACGUUCUUGACCCCUGCACAUGUCAGCGGAGCAUGCAUAAGCCUGCUCACCCUGUUACACGCUGUCCCCUUUCCUGGCCACUUCCUGGUUGCAGUGAUGCGUACAUGCGCGGUCACACGCCUAUUGGACGAGCAUAAAACAGUCAUUGCCUCUACUUUGAUUUCUGGUGGCAGGGGGAGUGGGAGUGAGAUUUUUGGAUAAUUGUAAGGUAAGGGUUUUCAAACUAUCAAAAUGCACUAAGGUGAUGACAAAAUGCUAGUCAGCAUCUGCUACAUAACUACAACUGCAUUUGCUAAUUAGAUGUCUUUAUUUGCAGGAAAUAAAUAGUUUCCAGACAUUUGAAAAAGUAAAGGCUGAUCCUUAUUAGAGAUCUGCCUCAACUACAAUACUUGGUUUGAAAUGCAUUAUGGUGCUUUGGAAAACAGGCCACCUCAGUCCAAAGUGCUUUGCAGUCUGCUAAAACUAUAUAUGUUCCCAUCAGAUCAUAGAAUUGUAGAGUUGGAAGGUACACUGAGGGUCAUCUAGUCCAACCUCUUGCAAUGCAGGAAUCUCAACUAAAGCAUCCAUGACAGAUGGCCAUCCAACCUCUGCUUAAAAACCUCCAAGGAAGGAGAGCCCUUCACCUUCCAAGGGAGACAGUUCCACUGUCAAACAACUUUUACUGUCAGAAAGUUAUUCCUAAUAUUUAGUUGGGAUCUCCUUUCUAGUAACUCAAAGCUGUUGAUUUGAGUCCUACCCCCACCCCACCCCGAGCAGGAGAAAACAAGCUUUCUCUAUUUUCCAUGUGACAGCCCUUUCAAUAUUUGAUUAUGGCUAUCAUAUCUCUUCUCAGUCUCUUCUUUUCCAGGCUAAACAUGCCCAACUUCCUCAACCAUUCCUCAUAAGACUUGGUUUCCAGACCCUGUCUUCUGUGGCAGUUUGGUGUCAUCUGCAAAUUUGUUGAGCAUCCCCAUAAUUCCAUCAUCUAAUGAUGAACAACAACAGGCCCAGGAGGGAACCCUGCGGCACCCCACUUGUCCCUUUCCCCCCCAGGAUGACGAGGAACCAUUAGUUCCAGGAUGAUGAGGAACUCUUUGGGUUCAGUCAGUCAAUCAGCUACAAAUCCACCUAACAGUUACCUUCUUCAGUCCACAUUUUACCAGCUGUUUUUACCACAAGACUAUGGUGGUGGACUAUGUCAAAAGCCUUAUUGAAAUCAAGAUACACUAUGUCUCCAGCAUCCCCCUGAUCUUUUGUCGUGGUUCCCUGAUCAGAAAUCAGAAAUGCAUGGAAUUAAGAUGUUAAUAAAAGCAAGCCUAGUUGGGAGAAAUUGAGAUUUGUUUUCUCAUGCAAGAGCCCCCAAUAUUGACCCAUAACAAAUUCUUUUUUUAAAAAAAAGGCACACCCACAUUUUCCCUGUGCUUCAUGUACUUGUGAUAAAAGAGGUAUUAGUUAGUUUCUACAACUGUACACUGUAUUAAAUUUAUAGUUGGAAUCACUGCAGUGAUGUGGGGAUGUCGUGGAUUCUUUUCUAGUUUUUUUCUAAGUAUAUUGAAUACCUUUCCACAAUUAAACUAUACAAUACAGUCAUACCUCGGGUUACAGACGCUUCAGGUUGUGCGUUUUCGGGUUGUGCACCGGUCCAAACCUGGAAGUACCGGAAUAGGUUACUUCCAGGUUUCAGCGCAGAAGCACUAAAUUGUGCUAUGCGCAGAAGCGCCGAAUCGUGACCCGCGCACACGCAGCGUUGUGGGUUGCGAACACUGUGGGUUGCAAACGUGCCUCCCAGACGGAUCACGUUUGCAACCUGAGCUUCCACUGUACUACAAACAUGAAUAAAGCUCAAAGUAGUAAUUCAUAUGCAAACAUGCAAAUGCAGUUAAAGAAAAAGUACUGUUACAUGAGAUCUGUGUGUUUGUCUAUGUUUUUCUAUGCUGUGUUUUUCAUGCCUAUUUCUGAUCUGUAGAGCUUUGCUUCCAGGAGGACAGAAUACAGUAUUCAUUCUGCUCUUACUGCAACAUUUUAAACAGUGAUUGUAUAAGUAUAACCUUCUUCUUACAGUGCAGUUGACAGUGCUAUGUAUAUACUUUUGACAUAAGUGCUUGUAACGAAGGAAUAGAAAUAGUUAACUAGUUCAAUUAUUUCUAUUUUAUUUUACAGGCAAAUUUCAAGUUUCUCAUCUGGAUUGGAUUAUUAAGCUGCUUUGUGGUCUGCGGAUCUGCCCAACAAGGUAAAUGGAAAUAUGUACAGGUUUAGAAAACGUAGACUGAUUUUCUAUUCUACAGUGCAGGUGACCUAUUAAUUCCAGAGCUAUCCAGUGUAAGCUUGCUAUGCUUGUUUUGAAUUGAUUCAAGGACAAAUGCUGCCUGUUUCACUUUCAUACAACAUUAAUCCAUAUUGGUUUAACCUCUUUGCUCAUGUUUCUGAAACUGUAGGCAAAGAGGACAUAUGAACAGGAGGUAGGAGGAGGAAGUGUUUGCCCUGGAGAAGAGACUGAGCUGUAUCUUCAGAACCACACUCUUGUUUCUCUAGUGUAGCCACAUCUGAAGGAUGCUGAACUGCAUCUACAGCUUGAAAUUGUACUCUUGUCCCACGUCAGGUCAUUUGAAAUGUUAUGCACCUCUUAUUCUUCCAAGUAAGAAAAACCGAACAGCCUUUCCGAACAUGCAGUGAAAUAGAUGCAGGUGCAAUUUCUCUUGCAGAACGUCUUUACGUUCCGCCGUUUCAUCCUUUAUGUUUGGAAUUCACCUGCAUCUAUUUUACUGUUUGUACAUACAUUGGAAAAUCUAGAUUAGCGUCACCUUUUCAUCGUGUGUGCAGUGCAAUGAAUGCAUGCAUGUGCAAUUUGUCAUGCAUGACUGUUGUGGUUUUCAUGAUUUUUCUUAUGUGGAGGAUUGUUCCAUGGCAUUUGAAGCAGUCCUACUUAGGAUUGAAGCAGUCCUAAUUAAUGAAUUAUGAUCGGCACAGAAGAAAUGUGCAUUGGUGCUCCAACUUUCCCUCUAGGCUCUGAGCAUUUGUGGAAUUGAUUGUUAAGCAACACUUGCAAUCAUAUGUUAAUUAUAGAUAUAAUGAUUAGUUUGAACCUCAGUUUAUGGCUAGUAAGACAUUUACUUAUACAGUACAUUAAGUUAGGUAUGUGUUGUCAUUUGUUUAAAAAAAACCUUUGCAUUUUCUUAUAGGUGGGAGCAAUUGUAUAAAAGCUAAUGCUAAAUCAUGUGCUGAUUGUAUACAAGCUGGACCAAAUUGUGGAUGGUGCAAAAAUGCAGUACGUAUUUUUAAAAAAUAUAUUUCCUUUGCAAUAUUUUGUUUCCCAUUUCAUUUUAUCUGUAGCUAUUCUUAUACAUUCAAUAACUUUUUAUGAUACACUCCUUUGCAUUGAUAAAUAAGCUGCAAAUGAAAGCUACGGGUUUCUUUGGUCAGUGUUAGACUCUACAAAGUGCAGAGCAGAUGUGAACAAUAAGUCUGCUGCAGUUAAAAUUUUGGUGGUGGAGAUGUGCAGGCUGUCAUGUAUGUUUAAGAUUGGCUUUGUGAAUAACAAUUCCUAGCUUUGGGGUUAAGUUUUUAUUAUUAUUGUUGUUGUUGUUGUCGUCGUCGUCACUGUUAUUCUGGAACUGGUAGGAAACAGUGCUGGCAGCAGCAUCAAGACCAGCAAAUACUUUUUUGUCAGAAAUAACCUUCCUUGUUUUAAUGAGCCCUUGGUGCCUUUGGAAGAUGCUUUUGUGCACAUGGAGAGGUUUUUGAGAGCCAGUAUAGUUAGUGCUGGAAUAAGAAUGCAGACACUCUGGUUCUGAUCACUAGUCAGACCAUAAAGCUCUGUGGGCGACCUUAGUUAUGUUACACACUCUCAACCUAAUUACCUCUCAGGGUUGUUGUGACAAUUAAAUGGGUAGCAGGACUCCUGUGCUGCUUUGAAGUUCCUGUAAGGUGCAAGGUGAAAGACUGCUUUCUCCAGGAGAGUGGCAGGGCCAUUUACUCACCUGGGUUGGGCUGGGCGGUCCUCAAAAUUUAUCUUUGCUCCAGCCCACCAGUAGGUCAACAAAUGACCCUGUGUUUCCCCUGCUUGAAAGAAUCAUCUGUUAACCUGGGCUGGAAUACACAAUAGGAAGUAGCAAGAGCAAGACCUUCUCUUAGUGCAUUUGAGUUUCCCUGUUUGUAUCUGGGUGAAACACCUUUGCCUUAUUUCCGAACUCCUCUGCAUGUGCCAGUGGAUUUGGAGAUGGAAUGGAUCUGUUUGUUUCACACAGCAGGAUAAAAAGACCCUGGUGCAAUUUGAGGUGCUUUGUCCACAAAUUCAAUUUGCAGGGAAGGGAUUCCACCUCACCCAUGACCAGCAGGAAAGAAACAGGCAGAUUUGCAAGGAAAGAUUCCUUGCCAUUUCUCUCUUUUAAUACUCCAUUGGGAAUAGAAAUAAGUGUGUCCCCUAUGCAUCAGUUGAAAUAUUUUGACUUAUUUACAAGUUAUCUGUCAAAUAGCAUGCUGUGACUGUUUUGCUUUCCAACUGUAAUGAUCAGAUUGGCACUGCUGGCUGUAUCCAUAUAUAGCUUAGUUCACACUGCUGUUUUUCCAUGCCCCCUUCCCUACACAGGGACAGGGGUGUUUGUCAUGUGGACAUAAGUAGUUGACUUGUAUGCAUGAAAUAGUCCGAGGUCUCUUGAAUGCCAGGUGAAGGGGGUAGAGAGGCGAAUUCUCUGAAAUGAUCCACGUUGCCCUGAUUAGCUAGAAGCAGUUGCUAUCUGCAGUUGGAACCAGGCGAAUGGGUAAAUUCUUCACUCUGUUACUAAAAUCUUUUUUUAUUUUAAGAAUGCAGUCUCCUUAGGCUUUGUCCUCUUCCCUUUGCCAGUGGCAAGGACUCUGCCCCCUCCCAAGUUCUCCCUCAUAGUUAUUUAAAAUCAUUCCACUCCGGAGUCUCUCUGUCUGGAUUUAAUUAUAUUCUCCUGGUGAUAUUAGAAGGGCAGUAACUUUAGCUGCAGACAAAGCAGGUGGACAGGGAAACAGAAUUUUCUGUGCGUUUUAAAUCUAGUUUGACUCCUGGAAUGUCCUGAGUCCUAAGUUCUGAUACAAUCCUUAGGCCCAGUUUCACAGAGGUGGUUAAACCUCUGUAUGGAAUGUACUAUUUCAGACUGCAGAUCGGGACUUGCAUGCUUGAAUACUUCUCCGAAACAACAGCAGCAAAAAUAACAAAAAUCCAUGCACAGAGAUAACUGAAAAUGCCUAUCUUUUACAGGCCUUUUGAUUCAUGAGAUACAGAGAAGAAAUAAUGUACAUAACUUGUUUUUUUUAAUUGUGAUUAAUAGUUUUGUUUUUGAUUGCCAUCACCUAUCCUAAAGUCUACAGACAAAGAGUGGGGUAUAAUUUUUUUUAAUGAUAAAAGCAAAAUGUUGAAGAGAAGACUAGGCUAGAGCCCUGCUUCUGACAGCUAGGUUCCACUGAACCGUUGAAUAGCUUCCUGGGUUUCUACCCCCCAAAAUAAAAUACCUGUAUUCUGCUUUGCCACUUUGCCCUGGCCUUUGACACCUGAGGUGUAUAUUUUCAGGACCAACUCUACUGCUGUGAGCAUAAUUUGUUUUAAACUGUUAAAUAGUAAAUUUCAGCAACCUGCCUUGGAACCUUACAGUGAAGAAGUCAAAUAAAUUACAGUAGUAUGGUAUGUUGAAGCCAGAAAAGGGAAAACUUAACUUGGUCCCUUUUUGUUUUUCCACUGCUUGUUAAUUCUAAUAGUUCCUUUCUAGGGCCAUUGCUAGUUUGCACAAUUUGUACUUGGUUUGCUGUUUUGUUCACUGGUGUUUUCCCACUAAACUUCAGGGGAUAAAUACAAUGUAUGAACUGGGCUGUCUAACAGAUACAGCAAAGAGCAGUUCCUGUCCUCCUGGUCAUCCUUUUACAGAAAUUACUUCCAGCCCCAUCCAUGUGUGUGAAAGUGAUAAAACACAAAUUGCUUUUGUGCUGUAGCAUAUAAUAAUGGUUCUCCAUUGGAUUUUACAUGCAAAGUGUCAGGUAUUGGCUGUUUGGUCGUGUGGUCAUGUAAACCAGCAGACAGCAAUGACUCACUGUUCCAUUCUGGGUCUUGGAUGGGCUGCUUUGAGUAUACUUCCUCAGGAACCUGUCUGGCAUCUUCCUCUGGGUCUCCUAUAUAUUUAAAAUAGGGGGAACGAGCCAUAGCUGAGUGGCAGAGUCCUAUGCUUUGCAUGGAGAGGGUCCCAGGCCCAGCCCUUGGCAUCUCUCGUUUAAAAAGGUCAAGCAGUAGCUGAUGUGAAACACCUCUUCUUCAGACCCCAGCGAAAUGCUGUCAGCUCAAUGGAAAGAUAAUUUAAUGGAGAAUGUAAUGCAAAAAAGAUUGUUCAAUUAUCUGUAUUCUAUCAAAAGUUAUAGCCAAAUAACCAGAAAAAGGAAUUUUUAGAGAGCCAGUCAGGUGUCAUCUUCUUUUGGCAAUGAUGGCUAAUAACACCACUUUUUUUUUGGAGUAAUACCAUAAAAUUAUAUAUCAAUGGAAAGACAAUUUUGGCCACUAGUGUAUAUUCUUAUCAAGAUGCUACAGAUGUGUAUUGUGUACUUAUUUCCAAGAGGAAAGAAUCUUACUUGGCAUCCUCCACACUUGAAGGUACACAUCCAUCCAUCCAUCCAUAAUUUUGUUUGUAUGCUGCCUUUCAUCCUUCUAACCAUGCUCAAGGCAGCUUACAGCAUGAAAAAAUACAUAACAACAUUAUAACAAAAGGAGUAAAAAACAAUGAAUAAAUCAAUUUUAAAAGAACACAACCAAACAGAACAGUUUCCACAGAUAUCACAACAAUAUCUAAAAUAAAGAUACAAUAAAUCAACAGCAACAACUCCUUGCUCCCCCCGCCCAAAACCACCCCAACCCAAGAUUCUGUUCAGCAGCCUCAGCUUUUGUAACUCUCAGGCCAGGUGAAAAAGGCUUGCAAGGCAGGGGGCAGGUCCUCCAGGACUGAGAGCUAUGAUGGGGUAGCUCUACAUCAAAUGAAUACAUUACUCCCUCCCUCCCUUCAGACGUGAUCUCGCCAAAAUUAUGUAUAAAACCUUCCUGGUUUUGGUUUCUUCCUCACGGUUGCAGGCACACUAACAAUGACAAUGUGCAGGCCCGCCAUCAGAUUUGCUGUUGGCUCUUUCUUUUUGUGCCUGGACUAAACACUUAUUUUUGUCCCACAACAGAGCUGUUUUUUUGGCUGUGUUGUCUCUCAAGUUCAGUUCCUGCCAUGUCUCCUCUGCCUCUCUGGCACUUGGCUCCUGGCAAGAGCCCAGCUGGUUUUGGCUUUACUGCUCCAUCACAACCCCUCUGCUGGAAGCAAGAGCCCUUUCUUUCAAAUGCCAGGACUUCUUCCUCUCUGAGUCUGCCUCACAUCUCUUUCAUUCUCCUCCUCUCCUUGUAGCUUGUGGUUGCAACCGUGACCCACACCCACACCGGUGUCAUGACUCCUUUUCUGAGUCUGUGCCCUUACAGUCUGCCCUGCCCAUCCUGCAGCUGUCUCCUGUUUUUGCUAGCUCUGCUAGGCCCUUGCAUCUCGACCCUUCCCCCAGGACUUCCUUGCACGGACAGGUGAUAGCUUUGAAACCUACCAAGCCCGCUUGAAACCUACCAAGCCCAAACCUACCAAGCCUGCUUACAGCAUCUUUCUUGAAAAUCCAGGGUUGUAAAGACUGCAGAGGGAAUUAUUGGGUGCACUCUUCCCACCUUAGAUCAAAUCUAUGCUGCCAGGUGCCAUAAGAAAGCGGCAGAGAUAGCACAUGAUAGUACGCACCCCAGAAAUGAUCUCUUUCAGCUUCUGCCUUCUGGAAGAAGGUAUAGGGUUAUAAAGGCCAGGACUAGCCGCCUGAAAAACAGUUUCUACGCUAAUGCAAUUCUGGUUCUAAAUGCAGCAUAAGGGGUUUCUGUAGUAUAGUGUGUUUUAAAAUGGGGUUUUAGAGUUUGUAGGGGUUUUUGAAUGUUUUAUGUAGUUUUGUAGUAGUUUUAUGUAGUUUUGUAGUAGUUUUAUGUAGUUUUGUAGUAGUUUUAUGUAGUUUUGUGGUAGUUUUAUGUAGUUUUGUGGUAGUUUUAUGUAGUUUUCAUUGCUCCGCAAGGGACAAUGACAAUAAAGAUAUCGUAUCGUAUCGUAAAACUACUGUGAAGCUAGUUUACUCUGAACUGCUCAUCACUAGAACAUUGCUGAAUUCCAUUCCAUUUUUAUGCUGCUUUCAAUCAUCUUCCAAGGAGCUAUUAAAAAUAGUAAGACAGCUAAGAUAACAUUUGGAACAAUAUUACAGUUUAGUACAAGAUUAACAAUUAGACUUUUCUGUAUCCUGCUGUGUGUAUCUUUGCAUUUCUGAAAACAUACCUUUACUGAAGGUGAUUCCCUCCUGCAACUAAUAUAGCAAUACAAAGUGAAAAUCAGAUUUGGUUUUUAAAAUGUCAAUGGUGUUUUGAAUCGUAUGCGGAAUGAACCACGGUGGUAGUAUAGUUGGAGAUGAACCUACUGUGAACAAUUUAGAACCUGAUUUUGUUUAUGUUUGCUAGACCUUCUUACAAGAAGGAGAAUCUACUUCAGCACAAUGUGAUGAUUUGGAAGUUUUAAAAACUAAGGGCUGCCCUCCAGAUGAAAUAGAAAAUCCCAGAGGUUCACAAGCUAUGCCGAAAAACAAGGAAGUAACCAAUCGUGUCAAAGGGGCUGCUGAGAAUCUUAAACCGGAAGACAUUACUCAGAUUCAACCACAGCAAGUGCAAUUAAAGCUGCGAAUAGGUAAGGAUGUCAGAUUAACAGUGAUGUCUUUUUCCUUAUGUUCUCACCAUUAUUCAAGAAAUUGACUAGAACUGUCAAAACAUUAAGAUGAUAGAUAGAUAGAUCAAUCUAGCUUCAACUGAGGUGGGAACGUUAUACCUUGAUCAAGCCAUUGUACCUUGAUUUUCUAGUAGUUUCCCCACCUUAAGUAUAUUGCCUUGAGCAGCAUUGGUCAGAACGGCAACUCAAAUUCCUUUGGACAGACACUUUUGCACAUGAACAUUCAACUUACCCUAUUCAGGAAACAGAUCUGAAGCUCUUAAAUGACCAGUCUUCAUGAAACAUGGUGUGGGAUAAUUUCCAGAAUAUUGGGGCCUUCUAAACAAUUUUGGUACAUGCAUAAAUGGUUUAAGGUUCAUUUGGGGUCAAAAAUGCUUUUCUUCAUCCUGAAAGUGCUUUGGAACUGCUCAGAGGAAACACAGAAUGUGCCCCAGGCAUUGAUAACCGCGAUACAUAUUUUGGAGUGCCUAGCGAGCAGGAACUGGAAAUGUACAAAAAAAUGUGUUUACCAUUGGAAACAGCAACUGGAUUAUCCAAUUGGAAGUAUCCUCCUAAGUAGAUUUGGGCCCCAUCUGCACUGUAUGUUGAAUUCAUGAUCAUACCACUUGAAGCAGUCAUGGCUUCUCCCAAAGUAACCUUGUUAGGAGAUCCCAAUGUCCCUCUCAGAGCUAUAGUUGUGUGGCAAGGCCACGAACCCUCCCCUUAUGUUGGAAUAAAGGGCCAUCUUCUGGGGGCCACGUGCCAGUGGUGUGCAGGGCCAAAGGCAAAUGUGGGUGGAGCAACAGGUGUGACUUCAUACAGUGGACUAUUUUCCACCAAUGCCAAAGAGGUUUUAAAAUAAGCUGACACCUCACACACAGAUCUCUGCCCUCCAUCCAGGCAAGGAAGAGGUGGCAUCACAGCUCAAGGAUAUAUUCUAGCAAGACAGAGACACUAAGCAUAGGGUGGAAGUGUCAGUGCACUUAAUAUGUUUAGCGUACGUACUGUCUAGUGUCAUUAUGGAAUUUUUGCUUUAAAACUUUUAUUUCUUUUUCUGGGAUUAGGGGAACCACAGACAUUUUCAUUAAAAUUUAAGAGAGCUGAAGAUUAUCCCAUUGAUCUUUAUUACCUUAUGGAUCUCUCCUACUCUAUGAAAGAUGACUUGGAGAAUGUGAAAAGCCUUGGAACUUCUCUCAUGAGUAAAAUGAAGAAUAUAACUUCAGAUUUUCGAAUUGGUAAUAAUUUUGUUUAAGAUCAUUAUAAAUUAGGGCUUGCUUUUCUUUAGAAAAGUUCUGUUUAUCAUGUCAAAAUGUAAAGAGAAAUAUACAUGUGUAAUAUGCAUGUGCUCAGAAAUAUAAACAUGAUUUAGUAAGUUUGUACUAGGAGAAGAAAAUGCAUACUUUUAUAACAUAGAUUCUGUAUUAGAUUGCUGCUGGAUAAAAACAGAUUUGGAUAGAGCAAACCUGAGAGCCUAUAUGCAAGCUAGUGGAAGCAAGGAUUAUAAUAGGUUGCAUCAAAUUUAAGGCAUACUCAGAGUAGACUAAUUGGGAUCAGUAGACUUAAGUUAAUCAAGUUUAUUGUCAAUGCUUUUGUUCUGAAGAUAACUUAAGUCAUGGACAAACUUAACACAUAGUAUUCAAAGCUAAUGAGUAGUUUGAGUGGAUCUCCUUUUAAGUAGGACCUGGUUGAAUACAACCCAAAGUUGAUUGGUUUCUAUGUAAACAUUGGAAUUCCUACUGGGUUUCAUAUACAGCCUCUUGAGAAAGUAAAGUGUCUACAUAGUCCCAGUUCAUAGCACUCCUUCCAGGCAAGAUGUCCUGCUUCUUUGGGAUGAACACAUGCACAAAAGAAACCCACAUGACAGCCAGAUAGCCUCUCCAGGUUUUCAAACAUGUCUGCUGUGUAGAAGACAUUCAGUAUAACCCUUGCUAAGGGUGAGUUCUGACCCUUCAGAACCACUUCCUCCUGAACACUUCAUUACCUGGUAGACCAAGCUUCCCAUUGUUUCCUGAUGAAAAAGAAUGUCUUUUGCUGGAGUGCAACCUGCCCUGCAACUUGGUGGCUUCUCUAUAGGGCUUUCUAUUGCUCUCAGAACUAAUAGAGUUCCAUUGUAUGUCCCUCCCCCCCCCCUCUCUCUCAGGAUUUGGCUCUUUUGUUGAAAAAACUGUAAUGCCUUAUAUUAGUACUACACCAGCCAAACUCAAGAACCCAUGCACCGUUGACCUUAACUGUACAAGCCCUUUUAGCUACAGGAAUGUACUCAACUUUACCAGCGAUGGAAAUCUGUUCAACAAGCUUGUAGGUGACCAACAGAUUUCUGGCAAUCUGGAUUCUCCUGAAGGUGGAUUUGAUGCAAUAAUGCAGGUUGCUGUUUGUGGUGUAAGUGUAUUUUCAUUUCUUUUGGAUAUUACUACAAAUGCAAUUGACUUGUAGACCCUUGGCUGUUAUUCAGAUUUAAUGGAUCAAAAGUGAUAAUUUAACUUCCUGGACACAAAUGUUGAAAAGGUACAGUGAUAAGUAGCUAAAAGCCAGUGGGGAUCCUUAAAAGGCAUUCAACCACAUGUGUACUCAUAAGGGUUUGUUUGUUGCAGUUCUUGCACAGGAAACAAAAGGCGUAGUCACUGUGUACUCUCUCUCUCUCUCUCUGUGUGUUCAACAGCAACAAAAGGUUUCAGUCACCAGUCUCUGAUUUGCAGACCCUCUCUUCUACUGCUUCUAGUCUUGCUCCUAUAAAGUCUAGCUGCUGAUUUUCAGUUCUAGUAGUUGUUAGCUAGCAGUGUAUUUUGAGAGAACCCUGCUCAUGUCCCCCACCUCUCCCCAGACACACUUUGCUAGUAAAGAUAUAGAGUAAAACCCUGGACCAGAACUCUGAUCUGGAUGCCCAAGUACCAUGAUGACUGGUGCCAGCAAUUUUCAGAGGGAAUUGGGAAGGCGACUUCAGUGUACAAAUGGAAUCCUCCCCCUCUCUUGCUUUGAAGCUUUCUGAGUCAACCUCCAGUUGCAAAGGUUGCAUGGUAAUUUCUGCAUGCCUCUUGACCAUAAGCUGGAGUAAGUGUAUCCUAGUGCCAACACAUCCCAGCUGUCAAUUCCGGGUGUGUUCAGGUGGCUUCUUCCCACACUAUGUUUUUAUGUCAUGCACAUGUUCCUGAAGCUACUAUCAAAACUGUACAGUAGUGACGGGAAGGUAGCUUAUUUAUAUCUUUCCAUUUGCUAAAACUCCAUGGGGAUACUGAUCACUCAUUUUUCAGUUUACUCUGCUACCAUAUUCUUUCACAAUGAUCUACGCUUUUAUAUAUAUAUAUAAUUUCUUUUCAAGUCAAAACUUGGAUGGAGAAAUGUCACUCGGUUGUUGGUAUUUUCUACGGAUGCUGGAUUUCAUUUUGCUGGAGAUGGGAAACUUGGAGGAAUUGUCUUGCCAAAUGACGGGCGAUGUCAUUUAGAUAACAAUAUGUACACAAUGAGCCAUUAUUAUGUAAGUAUGCUUAAGAGAAUGUUUAUUUUUGUGUUUACAUGUAUGUUAUUGUGUAUGUGUGCCCCCCCUCUCUCUCUCACUCACACACACACGCAAAUAUACACACGUGUAGAAAUAGGAGACAAUCCCAGUAUACCCCCCCCCAAUGUAGAAGAAUGCUUUGAGAAGAACACCCAUUAAAAGUUUAGCUUAUAAUUUUAAAAUAGCAGGGUCUGUAAGCUUUCAUGGACCAGUGCUAGCAGAGCUUGUAUGUAAAAACAUGUAGAGAUUUUUAAUUUUGUUAUAGUGGCCCUCACAUUUUUCUUCAUGGAGGAAGAAUGCCAAGUUUGGUUUGCCUAUUUUAAAACCAAGUUAUCCUACUUUGCUAAAACUCCUUUUCUGAAUCCAGAGAGAAACCCAAGAACUGGAGAACAUUUAUUUAACUGGCAAAAUAGAAGAAAAAGCCUAAGUAAUGCUUUGAUAAGAAUGAAGAAUCUGAGAAUUAGAGGCUUCUGUUAAUGAGAGUUGAUGGAUUGCUUUUUUAAAAAAAUGUUUUUGACUCUUUUGUUUGCUCUUGCUUAUGUUUGUAUAGAAAAUUGUAUAUAAGACUGUUAUUGUGUGUGGAAUUCAAGUAUAUAUAAAAUGUAAACUUCAUUCUUCAGGAUUAUCCCUCCAUUGCACACCUUGUUCAGAAGCUAAGUGACAAUAAUAUUCAGAUAAUAUUUGCUGUUACACAAGAAUUUCAACCAGUUUACAAGGUAAGAGCAAGUGACAAAAGCUUCUAUAGAGUCCCUUCCCUCACCAGCUGAGAUUCCCCAGCCUGAAAAUGCCUCCACCCACACAACCAAUGGUGCUCUCUAGGCAAUAAUGGUAUUUACCCCCACCCACCCUAGGUGGGAAUGUAGAGAGAGUUAUGGGUUGCAGUUGCCCCACCCCUGUUCUAUGCAUGUGUUAGAAACUUGAGAAAUUGAAUUCUGUAUAACUAUGGUUUUCUAUAUGAGACACGGGUGGUAAGCUCCCGUUGCUCGGUCCCAGCUCCUGCCAACCUAGCAGUUCGAAAGCACGUCAGAGUGCAAGUAGAUGAUAAUAAUAAUAAUAAUAAUUUAUUAUUUAUACCCCGCCCAUCUGGCUGGUUUCCUCAGCCACUCUGGGCAGCUUCCAACCAAAUAUUAAAAACAAUACAGCAUCAGACAUUAAAAACUUCCCUAAACAGGGCCACCUUCAGCUGUCUUUUAAAAUAAAUAGGUACCGAUCUGGUGGGCAGGUAAACAGCGUUUCCAUGCUCUGCUCUGGUUUCGCCAGAAGCAGCUUAGUCAUGCUGGCCACAUAACCUGGAAAAACUGUCUGCGGACAAAUGUCGGCUCCCUCGGCCAGUAAAGCGAAAUGAGCGCCGCAACCCCAGAGUCGUUCACGACUGGACUUAACUGUCAGGGGUCCUUUACCUUUUUUAUGGUUUUCUAUAAAUGGCAUUUUGUGUAUAGAAUUAAUCUAUCUGCUGCUUAUGAUUUUAACUGAAUGUUUUUCUCACUCUUCUCAUGUAAAGGAGCUCAAGAAUUUGAUUCCAAAAUCUGCAGUGGGAACACUCUCUUCAAACUCCAGUAACGUGAUUCAACUGAUAAUUGAUGCCUACAAUGUGAGUUCACCAGUUUUCAUUAUCGCCACAUACACCCAAAGACAACGUGUUUUGCAUACAAUAAAGGAUGUAUGGGGGAUCCGGACCUGGCCACAUAUACAUAUGCACACAAGUCAUCACCUGAUGUUGCAAUGGCAAUCUUCACUUGCAUGGUUUGAAAUCAAAUGUAUAAGCAAAAAAUAUGUGCAGUAUUUCUCUGUUGCCAUCAGUCAGCUGAUGGUCAGCACUGAAGAAACCCUUUGUGCAGUGCUUCUCCAGCACUGAUGAUCAGCUUCAAAGCACCUUUUAUCAAGCCCUGCCUUUACGUGCCCCACACUUGUCACAUACAACGUUAGGUGUAGGGCAGGUAGCCAUGGCUUGGACUCUUGUGCCAAAUGGGGAAGCCUGGCUGGAGGUUCCCCAUCCCUUAUUUAAGCAAAUGAGGUUCUGGGUUGUAUAUGUAGUAUAAAAAGAGUUGGUAGCUUCCCAUUCUAGCCACCCAGAGACCUUGCUCACAGGGCAAGACAGGUUUGAGCAGAUUACACUGGUCCUGGCUUGACUGCACUGGCUGUCAGUUAGUUUCCAGACCCAGUUCAAAGUGCUGAUUUUAACCUAUAAAGCCUCAAACAGUCUGCAGUCCUUUUCAAUAUGUUUGUGUGUGGUUUAUCGGGGGAGGAGUUGGGAGAGGAAAAUAGCAGUGCUGAUCUUAUCAGCAAUACAAUUUUAUCAAUCUCUUUUAUCCGUUUUGUAAGCUACAAUGAUGCUGGCUGCACAAAACCCACGAGAAAAUGGUAACACUAGUUCAAAACUUGCUGUGUCAAGAUACAGAGAAAACUAAUACAGUGGUACCUUGGUUCUCAAACUUAAUCCGUUCGGGAAGUCCGUUCCAAAAUCAAGAUGCGCUUUCCCAUAGAAAGUAAUGCAAAAUGGAUUCAUCUGUUCCAGACUUUAAGAAACAAUGCCUAAAACAGGAAUUUAACAUUAAUUUUACUAUCUAACGAGACCAUUGAACCAUAAAAUGAAAGCAAUAAACAAUGUCACACAAUCAAUCAGUAGCUGAACUGGGUUCCACACAGUAACAAAAACAAAACAAAAAAAGAGCCACAAAAAUGCAAAAUAAGUAGCAAAAACAGACAGAACUCAGCAUAACUCUCAAAACGUAAGUGUGGCACUCAAAACGGAGCACGUUCAGCUUCCGGAAAAAGUUCACAAACAGGAACACUUACUUCCGGGUUUGCAGUGUUUGGGUUCCAAGUUGUUUUGAGUACAAAGGUGUCUGAGAACCAGGGUACCACUGUAGUCCCUUCAGAAAUGCACGUUUUAAAAGGACUAGAUAGAAUCUGUUGAACAUGUAUCUCUUGCAAGAGAGUAUUUUCCAAGUGUUUUUAAGGAACUGUUUGGACAUCUGGGAGACCACAGAGUAGAAAAACCUGUGGCUUUCCAGAUGAAGUCUGGCUGCAUGUUCCAUUAUCCUUCACUAAACUACUUGACUUUUGUGUUAGUCAUUGUCUUCAGAAGUCAUUCUGGAAAACAACAAACUACCAAAAGAAGUCACAAUUGAAUAUAAAUCUUUCUGCAAGAAUGGAGUGAAUGGUACAGGAGAUGAAGGAAGAAAGUGCUCCAACAUUUCAAUUGGAGAUGAGGUAACUUUCUGCAUUCUGGAAUUGGUGUGCUAUUGCUUCACCCCCUCUAAUCAGUGUCAAACAAUUUACCUAUGUACUCUUUAUUUUGCUUACAGGUUAGCUUUGAGAUUAAAGUAACAGCCAACCAGUGUCCAGAAAAAGGGCAGGGUGAAACCAUUAAAAUCAAGCCACUAGGUUUCACUGAAGAGGUAGAAAUUAAUCUGGAGUUCAUCUGUGAAUGUGAAUGUCACAAGGACGGAAUUCCAGACAGCCCUAUUUGCUUCUUUGGAAAUGGAACAUUUGAGUGUGGUGCCUGCAGGUAGAUAAAUAAUGUUUUUCCCUGAUUCUUCUUGGGUGGAAUCAGCGCUGAAGGUAAUGUGCUGUCCACCAGCUCAGGAGAACCUCCAUGUAUUCCUCACAUGCUUCAGGAUUGAGUCUCGACACUGAAAACAUGCUUUGGAGAACUCACAGGAGUCCCUAUUCUCUGCCACUCCCCCUUUCCUCCUACUUUAAAUGGCCCUUCACUCAUUUUUUUCAUUCAUCAUUCUCUCCACCACCUGCCUCUCAUUUUCCCAUCUCCUGCUAUUUCUGCACUGCGUCUUCACCCACUUCCCCUUGCUUGGCAGGUCAAUGUAAUCAUUAUUUCAUUUUUCUCUCACUACCCCCCGCUACUUCAUUGUUUGCUUAGCUUGGACCAUUUCCCGUCCUUGUUUCUUUCUUAACCUCUUUCCUUCCUGUGCCACAUAAUCCUUACACAAAGAGAAGUUGUGUGUCCUUUCUCCUCAUAUAGGAAAAAAAGUAUGAAUAAAGGAAGGGAACCCAAGUCAGCUCCUUAAGCAAGCAUGAAAUUUGUAUUUUAAUGCUGGGCCUUCAGGUACCUUCAGUCAUCCCAUACUGGCCCCUCCUGCCUUCCUUUCCCCCAUGAACACCGACUGCUUAUUCCUACCAGGAUCUUUAAAUUCCCAUGUAUUUCCAAAAGUAAUUUUGACCACACUGUUUUUUUGUUUUGUUUUUGUUUUUAAAAGUGAACUUUCCUGCCUUUGGGCCCUCAAAAACAUUCAAAGAGAGAGAGGCACUGAAAACAGACUGGUAGAACUGAAGGGGAGCGUUAUGUGGCCUCUGCCACUAAGUAGACAGGGAGGCUACAACACACCCUGAUGAUGAUCAUGUCAGGGAGAAGAGGAACAUGGCCCCCACCUAUCAGGCAGAGAAGAAAUGGUUGCGAGGAGCUUCCUUUCUCCUCCCUGCGAGAAAUGACUGUGCUACAAUGCUCACUUCCUCCUCUGCUCCUUAUUCUUUUUCCUCUUGUAUCCUGUAUUUUGAGCCUGCUGGGCAUGGACUACCUUUCCUGUUUUAACUUAGAAAAUAGCAUUUUGAAAAUGCUACGUACUUUAGGGGUGUUGUUUUUAUCUGUAAGCUGCCUUGAGUCCUGUGGGGAAUAAGGUGGGCAAUAAACAAAUAGAUGAUGAUGAUUAUAUAAGUGGUGAAUAUUACCAUAAUACUGUUGCAGGCUGAUUGGACCUGUUCUUAAGUGCAAUUGUAGCAGACCAUUCUUCAAGACCUUUCUAGCAUAGAAAAAUGAUUGUCUGGUGUGUCAAGCAGGCAUGUGCCUCAUUUCACCUUUGGAAUAAAUUAGCAUUUAUAUUAUUUUUACAGCAAUUAGUAGCAGCUGCUAUAUUAAUGAAGUUAGUAGAAGAGUCAUUCAGCAGCUUCCCCAAACUGCUGCUCUUCAGUUUCGGAACGUCUGCCUCUAGGAUGAAUCAUGCUCUCGUGAAAGAGACUGUUUCCUGUAUCUGUGCACCAGUAUCUCAUCCCACCCCCUUCUCAAUGUGUAUAUAAGGGGAAAGAAAGUUUUGCAUUGAUUUUAGUUAACAGUUUAGUAAUGAGAACCAUUUUCUCUUUUAGGUGUAAACCAGGACGUAUUGGAAAGCUCUGUGAAUGCAGCAUGGAUGAAGUAAACAGUGAAGAUAUGUCAGGCACCUGUAGACCAGCAAACAGUUCAGAAAUAUGUAGUAACAAUGGAGAAUGUAUUUGUGGACAGUGUGUGUGCAGGAAGAGAGAGAAUGCAAAUGAGAUCUACUCUGGCCGGUUUUGUGAAUGUGAUAACUUCAACUGUGAUCGAUCUGAUGGCUUGAUUUGUGGAGGUAAUGAACUGACCCUUUUAAACUGUGAGGAUUCACAAGUUCCUCUGGAGGAAGGGGAAUGCUUGGAUGCAGUCCUGUACUUAUUUCUAAGCAUGAGAGCCUAACAUUUGGGAGAUCUUCUUGGCUUGCGAUACUCUGGUGUGCAAUACAGUACACAGUAAUACUAUUAUUAAAAGGAGAGAGGCUUUUUCUGAGGAGAAUCAUACACUGUAGCCCUUAUUAUAUGCCUUCACAAGACUUUAAUUUAUAAAUUUACAAGAGACAUCAAGUAAAAGGCAGGAGUUAUGUGGUCUAGAGUUCAACCACCAGAUCUGGUCCUAUCUUACCCAGGCCAAGUUGUUCAGCUGCAGCUCCUCUAUCUACAGUGUGUACUUCCUUUGGCCUUUUUUGUUGGUUUCUGUUAUUUCCUACUCCUUUUUCUGGAUCAUUCCUUUUUGCCUUAAAAAACAAACAAACCUUUUAUUCUCCACUUUUGCUUUUCCUCUUAUUUUCUGGCUCAGGGGGCCAACUGGGAAAUGAGUAAUCACUGAGCCUACAACUAAGUAUUGUCAAAGACCCUAAAGCAAAGACCCUAUACAGCUGCUCUGGCCGCCACAGGGACUUCCAGUGCCCACAAUGUCUCUAGUUCUUGUGAUCUAGAGGCAGUGCAUGCUGGCCCUUGCUGUGGUGGGAGCCAUUCAGUGGGAGUGCAACUUGAGAGAUUACAGAGAGAGCCAAAACUGUCCACUUUGGACAGUACAGGUUAGGAAGAUUAUAUGGGGAGGAACCUGCCAAACACCAUUAAUCCCUUACCUUUGUGCCAACUUUUGACACCAUUUUGAAAGGAGAAUAUUCUGAUUAGGAGCUCCAAGUGACAGUGCAAUCUAAAAUCAGCACUCUUAGCAAACUGCCAGUGGACAAGCAGAGUGAGUGGUUAGAUAAUAGCAUGCAAGAUGAACCUCAAAAUUGUUCAGCAACAAUGAUUUUAUGCCCUUGCUUUCUAAAGGCACAUUGUUCCCAAGUUUGCUGGCCUCUGAGGCAGACCAAGGUCUUAUGCUCUACUACGGUCAGAUGGUCAAGUCAUGUAUAGCCACAACAUGCAAGACCCAACUUUUACCAAACCUCAUUCUAUGAAAGCACGCUCAUAGCAGUUCUCCACCAAUUUCAUAGAAAUUUGUAGGGCUACAAUGUGGACCUCAUAUCCUGCAAACAGGACACCAUUGUCUCUAUAGAGUUGGCCUUUGGAGAUUAGUGUUACAGCAUGUCCUCUCCUUGGAACUGUGGAAGAGACUUGCAGUACGGGAUCUUGUGGUUGAAAUAGAAGUCACAUGAUCUAUUCCUUUACCUGGGUGGUAGGAAUCAGCUUUGAAUGCCUCUGUCAAAUUAAAUCAGAUUAUGGCAAUUGUUGAUGUUCAAUUUCAUGUGCUUUAUAGAAACUAAAUACCUAUCUUUUUAUUGCAGGACAUGGUGAAUGUAAAUGUCGUGAGUGUGAAUGCGCAGAAAAUUAUACAGGCUCUGCUUGUGAUUGUUACAUGGAUACCACCCCAUGUGUAGCUGGAAACGGACAAAUCUGUAAUGGCAGAGGAAUCUGCAAGUGUGGAGUCUGUAACUGCACAGAUCCCAAAUUCACGGGGCCAACAUGUGAAUUGUGCCCGACCUGUCCUGGAGUUUGUGCAGAGCACAAGUAAGGCUUUUGGAUUUUUAACUUCCUGCUGGGAUAUUUGCAAAUUGCUCCAGGGGAAUUCUUUUGUUCCCCUUUGUACAAGGAGCUGCUUCUUGUGGCCCAUGUUUUUGCUUUGCUUUGCUUUCUCUCUCCCUCCCCCCCCCCAAAAAAACCCAAAAAAUUCUUAAGCUGGAGCAAAAAUUAUUGGUAAUUAGUGUUUUAUUAUAUUCGUUUUCUUGUUGUAAACUGCCUUGGGUUUUUUUUCUUGGGUAUACUGAAGUGUGUAGCUUUUCAGUUUAAAAAAUAAAUAGUACCUGCACUUGCAGAUACCAUUUAAAGCCAACUAGUAUAUCUUAAGGGGACGCGGGUAGCGCUGUGGGUUAAACCACAAAGCCUAGGACUUGCCGAUCAGAAGGUCGGCGGUUUGAAUCCCCAUGACGGGGUGAGCUCCCGUUGCUCAGUCCCUGCUCCUGCCAACCUAGCAGUUCGAAAGCACAUCAAAGUGCAAGUAGAUAAAUAGGUACCGCUCCGGCGGGAAGGUAAACGGCGUUUCCAUGCACUGCUCUGGUUCGCCAGAAGUGGCUUAGUCAUGCUGGCCACAUGACCCGGAAGCUGUACGCAGGCUCCCUCGGCCAAUAAAGCGAGAUGAGCGCCGCAACCCCAGAGUCGGUCACGACUGGACCUAAUGGUCAGGAGUCCCUUUACCUUUACCUUUUUAGAAUAUCUUAAAUCUGUGUAAAAACUGCACUUGAGUGCACCCAGUUAUUUCACAGCAUUGUAGUUCAGUUGCUGAAUACCUAUUACUAGAAUGUAUUUGCAACUCAUUUUAAAUAUGCUAAAUUUCUUCCUUUCUUUUUUAAUAUGCUGCCUUUCAGGAUGCAGUCCACCUUCCAAGUUGGCUUGGAAAUAACAUGAAAAUCUAUUAAUAAAAUCACAACAGCAUUAAAAUAUAAUAGUUCAUCAGGAUCCUUUCCAUAUAGUACUUACUUGGUGGUGGAAAACCCAGGAUGUGGGGGAGGUGACAGUCCAGUAAGAGCAGGCACUGAUACUUUCUUGUUCGCCUGCCUCUCCUGAAAUAAUUUCAGUAGGCUGCAUGAUGGAAGAUGGUUCUGUGGGGAAAGUCCAGCUGGAGCAGGCUCAGGGAUGAUCCUUGUCCACCUCCCUUUCUCUCUUAUUCCACUGAGUGCAGUGUAAUGUAGGCCCUGCUAAGCAGGCUUCUGGAUGCUCUCUUAAUGGAUCAAAGAGGCUGUAUUGAAAAGAAAAAGGAAGAUGCAGCCAAUGCAGUGUUAGGGAAAAUGUGUCUGCAGUUCCAUUUCAGCUGUGUUUGAAAAUUAAAGAGGACUGGAACUCAACCUCUGUUUAACUUUUGUGUUCUUCCUGCAUGCUAAACUGCCACACUAAUUUUAUUCUGAUGUAUCUUGUAUCUGACUUGCAUUAGGGACUGUGUGCAGUGCAGAGCUUUUAACAGAGGAGGAAAGAAGGACACCUGUGAAGAAGAGUGUUCACAUUUUAGCUUGACACCAGUAGACCAUAGAGAGAAGUUGCCACAGCCUGGAGACUAUAAAGCACAGUCUCAUUGCAAAGAGAAGGAUAUUGAUGACUGCUGGUUCUAUUUCACCUACUCAGUUGAUUCAAACAACAAUGCCAUUGUCCACGUGGUAAAGACCCCAGGUAUGUUUUGUUUCUCACAUAGAUAUUGUUGGCUUUCAGCAGAGAAAUAAAGUGAAAAGGGUGGAGAAAAGGUAAAGUAAAACAAAGCAAAAACAAGAAAGUGCUUAACAAUAUAUUAUCAUACAUUUAUUUAUUUUAUUACUAUCAAAAUACAAAGUAUUAAGCUUUACGUUUCUAGAUAAAUUAAUUUAAAAACUGCUCUAUCUGUAAAAAUUGAACUCUUACAGGCAGCAGAAAUUCAGAAUUUGUUUUGGCCAAACAUCUAUUUCUGUUUCCACAUUGUUGAUUUACAUCAUGCUUGAUUGUGCUUCGAUUGCUUUGCUCCCUAGAAUGCCCGACAGGUCCCGAUAUCAUUCCCAUCGUUGCUGGUGUGGUUGCUGGAAUUGUUCUUAUUGGUCUUGCUUUAUUGCUGAUUUGGAAGCUACUUAUGAUCAUUCAUGACAGGAGAGAAUUUGCAAAAUUUGAGAAGGAAAAGAUGAAUGCAAAGUGGGAUACGGUGAGUGAUAGCUAUACACAACACCUGGAGAAUACAGCAAAUGUUCUUUUGUAUACUUCAGACAUUUUAGACAUUCAUCCCUCUAGGACAGUGGUUCCCAGUUAGUGGUCUGUGUAAUCCACCCAAGGAGUCCACAGCACAAUUCACAUAACAAAAAUUACCAUAGAGAAAUCAAAAUUUUCAAAAUUAGGGGGUCCAUGGCUUGGCUUUUGAAAAAUGGGAGGUCUGCAGUACUUAGCUAAUUGGGAACCGCUGCUCUAGAAUAAAGCUCAGACAGCCUGGCUUAGUGUUUCUCUGGAUCUUCCACCUAAACUUUGCAAUAAAAACUGGUGGUCUUUGGACUGGAUAACUUUGACAGAUAGAUGUAUCAUCUCGUGGCUGGCUUUGAGGCUUUCAUUGUGCCACCCAGGAAUUUUAGAUGGAGACCAAGCAUUUGAACUAACAACAGUCACAUUAAGUUACCCUUGAUAUUCACAAGUAAUUCCCUGGGUCUUACCUACAAUGUAAUUGAGCUAUACAGUUUCUGUUAAGAGUCAAUACAUUGUGUAUACAGUGGUACCUCUAGUUACAAACUUAAUUCAUUCCGGAGGUCCGUUCUUAAUCUGAAACUGUUCUUAAAUAGAGGCGUGCUUUUGCUAAUGGAGUCUCUUGCUGCCACUGCGCUGUCGGCACACGAUUUCCGUUCUCAUCCUGGGGCAAAGUUCUCAGCUCGAGGUAACUCUUCCGGGUUAGCAGAGUUUGUAAUCUGAGGCGUUUGUAACUCAAGGUACCACUGUAUAUAGUUGGUACAGAAAACAGCACAAUACUAUAUAUUAUUGAAAUGUCAUAUUUGAAAGAAUUGUUGAAAACCUUAUUUGGAAACUGGUACACUGAAAUUCUGCAUUCCACAUUGACCAUUUUUCUACCUUCAGCAAGAAAAUCCUAUAUACAAGAGUCCUAUUAAUAAUUUCAAGAAUCCAAACUAUGGACGUAAAGCUGGUCUCUAAGUUUCCGUUCGUAUUUUCCUUUCCAUUUCUUUCUUUGUGCAUGUCACUUUCUUCAAAGUCUGCUGUAUGUGCCAUUAACUAAUCACUCUUACCAAUCUUGCCAGCUGCUUUUUUAUGAAUUAUGCAGUGGAGCUUAAAUGAGGGGAAAUAAUGACCAAACUAUAGUUAGGGUUGCGCUUUAGGGCCCUGUCCCCUUCUUAGUAAGAUCUGAACAACUUGCCUGAGCAUAUGUACAGUGCCAGCUCCAGGAUGUUUGUGGCUCUCAGGCAAGGUGCACUUAAAGGGGCUGCACUGAAAAAAGUGGGGCAGGUAAAUAGAAUUAUCUUGCACUGCCUGCAGGCCUCUGUUCCCUUGAAAAUUGAGAAUAGCAAUACUAUUGGGGGCUUUGGGAUAGGGCAAAUGACCAAGAUUAGUGUCCUCUGGAGCUGGCCAAAUUGAUAUAUGGGCAUAUUAUAGUCAAAUACAAGAAGUAUUAGGACUUAAUUAACAUCAACAGAAGUGUUAACCACCCUGCUUAAUGCAUUUUCAUUAAAAUCCAUGGAUUGUACUCAGCUAAAUUCUGCUCAAGAGUAUACCCACUGAAAUUAAUGGCCCUGACUAACUUGGGCCCACUCAGAAUAAAACUUCAUUGAAUUCAGCUCCAUAAGACUAAAUUUGCCUAGUUUUAGCUGGAUUUUUAAGUUAAAUAUCAUGGGUAACUGGUGUUGAAUGAUCCUGCUGUUGGCUUUGACUUAUGCAACAUCUUCCUUUUCAUUUCCCCCUACUUUUUCUGUUGGUAAUCUCACACUUAAAAGUUUGACUCCUCAGCUUCUAACUCACUUGGUUAUAAAUCUUUCAGCCAUCCUUCCAGCUUAGUGAAGGAAGGCCAAUUUUUACAGGCAGUGAAUUUUGCCUAGAAAGCCAUGAAAGAGAAGUUAGAGGCCUCCAAGUACAUGCAAAGGGGAACCCAUAUUGUAGAGUACUUCAGUCUUGUCAUGUAGCACCACUAGAGGACCUUGUAGUUCCCUCUUCACACGAGACUGUAGAAGUGGUGCUUUCGAUCUCUCUCUCUCUUUUCCUUUGUAAUAUGAAGCCAUCAUGAGGCUGUGCUGGCUUUGUCAUGUAUUUCCACCCGUAUGCUGUUUGCCACUCUUCCAGUAUCUGCACAAGUGGGUACCAGAGGCAUAAUAGCUCCCAGGAAACCAGCUAAGAUAUUUCUGAAUGCUCUAUCAAAUUCCUGCUAAUUUUCCUUGGACAGUCUUUCCUUCCUCUUGCAUGUUUUCACUUCACAGGAAAAAAAUGCUAGUUAAGAGGCAUGAAUUGUUGUUACAAGAGCUCUCAAAAUGGCCAUGAGUUCUUGCUUUGCCUUUUUGAGGUCCCUUUUGAAGGCAGCAAAGCAGGCAGACAACAGAAUUACCUCUAUCUUGUCCUUGCAAAUGGAAUGUUUAGUUAGGUUGCUUGUUGGCCAGCUUUGCCCAUCAUGUCCUCUCCAGAAGCUCACACACUUACGUGUUUGCACUAAGCUUUGGUAUAGUUAAGUGUGGCAUAUAAACUGCUACAUUGGAAGCACAUAAUAGUUUUACUCUUGUUUUUUUUCUAUUUUAUUAUGUGCCCCCCCUCCACCAAGUUUAAAACAUUCUGAAUUCUGCAUAAACAAUAAUUCCAGAGCAUGCAUGUGUAUGGAUGUGUUGCAUGCUUAUAUAAAGGACCAUUUGGCAGGCACACCCAGACAUGCAGAAAUUAUGAAUUCAAUUCAAAGCUGCUUAUAAUAGGCUUUCUAAUGGCGUGAAAACAUUAUCCGUAGCACAGGGGUUGCCAGUGGUAAGCCCACCCAGUUCACUCACUUCGAUAGCACUGUCCUUGAGUAACUAAAGAUGUGAAUGGCUAUGGUCACAAUUGAGCUAUGUUUUUGUGUGUCUCUCAGAAUAAAAUGUAUGAACAAUUCUUGUUAUAAAUGAAAAAUAUGACAAACAUUGGCCUUUAUUAGCUACAGGUUUCUGUAUGUCUUAUUAUCAUAGCCUCUGUUUGGCCGUUCUCUUAAGGCUCUGUGAAUAAUAAGGUUGCAAUCAGUUUGUCCUGAUACCACCAUUUUGUUUUGCAUUGGUACAAAUGCAACCCAUUUUCCAGGAACAAUCCCAUGUACCUUUUUUGUAGAGGAAAGAUAUGAAAUGCUUAAAGCACCUGUCCUUAAAAAGCAUGUGCCUAAAGCCUUCAUAGCUUUCACUACAGUAGCAGGUGUAGGUUUCUGUCGAUUUGCCAUCCAUGUGUGUUAACCCUCUUACAUAUUCUUUAAAAAAGUAUACAAGGCAUGAUGCUUCAUAAAAGCUAAAGCUACUAGAUGAUCUUUAGCUAUUUUUUUAUGUACUUGCCUGUUGCAAUCCAGUAAUCCUUUGCAAGAGUUGAGGGUCAAACAUGCACAUGGAUUUCUGGAUUGGUUUGACGGUGUGUGGAAUUGCUUCCAGUAAAUGAGCUGCUUCAAAUACUUUUACAGUAAGAUUUCUUAAGUCAUUUGUGAUAUUAAUAAUUCUUUUUCUUCUAGGGCGAGAAUCCUAUCUACAAGAGUGCAGUGACAACCGUGGUGAAUCCUAAAUAUGAGGGGAAAUGA